AUGCCUGGAAUCUUACCCAUGAAAGUGAUCAGGGUCGGCGGCACUCAAAGCCGGAUCGCCCAGGCCUGCGACCGAUGCCGAAGCAAAAAGAUUCGCUGCGAUGGUAUCCGCCCAUGCUGUACACAAUGUGCCAACGUCGGAUUCGAGUGUAAAACGAGCGAUAAAUUGAGUCGCCGAGCGUUCCCUCGUGGAUAUACUGAAUCGCUGGAGGAACGUGUGCGGACCCUGGAAGCGGAGGUGAAGGAUUUGAAGGACCUACUGGAUGAAAAGGACGAGAAGAUCGACGUUCUAUCACGCAUACAUUCGUUUUCCUCGCCAUCCCAACGAGCCGCAUCAAUCCGAUCGCCGUCUACGACCGGAACGAUCAAAUCCCCAGUGUCGGACGCAGGAGAAGGAGUGAUUCAUGUCGCGAAAUCGCUCACCCAGUCUGGAUCUAAGAAGCCGACUCAAAAUCCAUAUGUCGCCUUUUCUACUAUCCAGGGUUUUGCUUAUGCCUUCAAUGAUAACCUUGUCAACCAAGGAAAAUCGUCAUCGAAACUCUCUAUUGAGGCUCUCACGAAACUAUCCGCGCCUCUUUCUCGUGGAUCUCCUAACCAGGCCAUCAAAACUCCGCCACGCUUGGUUUCGGAUCAACUCAUCAAUAUCUUCUUCCAGGAAUGGGCGCCGUUGUACCCGGUGGUGCACCGGCCGACCAUUUUGAAAGCUUACGGAGAGUACUUGAGCAACUCGGACUCAUUGAAACUCGAUGUUCAUGUUAUGGCUCAGUUGAACUUGAUUUUUGGAAUCGCAGCUCUAUCCUCCAGCUCGCGAACCAACCAGGACCCUGCUUUCUUUGAGCAGAACUGGACUGCCUCACUCGAUUCGUUCACCGGCGAAACUUCCAUCGGAAGCUUGCAGUGUUUCAUCUUGGCACAGCUGUACUGCAUGACCAAGGGCGAUUAUCGGAGCAUGUUGCGCUACCGUGCCCUUGCGGUGGAUAUUUGCCACCAGUUGGAACUGCACCAGAACCAAACAGAUUCGGAAUUCAGCCCACUGGAAGCUGAAACCCGCAAGAAAGUUUUCUGGUGUCAAUACACUGUGGACCGCUUCUCCUCGGUUCUCACUGGAAUGCCCGUUCUCCUGCGCGAGAGUGACAUUGAAAUCGAGUAUCCCGUCGAUAUCGACGAUGAGAAUGUCACCGAAUCUGGCUUCUUGCCAACACUUCCGGGUGAAUCCACCCGCAUUUCGAGUGCUCUUGCACUCUUCGGUGCAUCACGUAUCCUGAACAAGGCUUUGGAGGACCUGUAUCCCUCGAAGGCUGGGUAUGAUGUCCAUGUCGCUAAAUUGCGUUCGGUCGCUGCACAGCUUGAUGAGUGGCUUCACGCCUUACCUGCCCACCUUCGCCUUGUGUUUAGCCAGGAUAAGCCCAGCACCAACGUUACAAGUAGCCGGUCGCCUCUCCUGUCUCUUGUCUACUACUUCAUUCGAUCUUUGAUCCACCGCCCAGCUAUGUGCUUCGCUGAAGAGCAUCUUCGCUCACCGUCAGUCUUGGCCAUGUCUGAUUCUGCAAAGCACAUUAUACAGAUUCUUGAGUUGCUGGAUGAGCGCCGGCUGUGUCUCUCCGUCAGCAUCAACCGCAGAGAGCUGGUGUUCUUCUCAGGCCUGGGUCUUCUAUGGCAGACUUUGAGCGUCAAGCGGGACAGCAAGAUGGCGAAAGAGAGCCAGAAACUACUCUCUACUGUGCUUGAGCAGCUUCAACCGGAGUCAUCAUCUGCUGCAAACGAAUUCAGGACCCUAGCUAGCACCUUGGUCUCAUUGGAUACGAGCGACCACAAAGUUGUGACUGCUAGCAAGCAGUCCUCUGAGAUGGGAGCGCCGACACACAAGCCCAGCCGGUCUCCAAAGAAGCACCUGCAGUCCUUGAAAGCUAGGCUCACCAACAGCAACAGUGCCAACAAGGACCAAUCUGUUGCACAGGGCUCACAGUCUCGUCGGAAUACCGUCUCUGGUACCACACCCCCACUCUACUCUCAGUCCCUCCGGUCUCCUAGCUGGACAAGUCUUCCCCCCUCUCAACAAGACCAGACCUCCACCGCUGCAUUCCCCACAGAAAGAGGACACUCUUUCGAUCUUGGGACUGACCCACGGCAUCUCUCUUCAUCCAUGGGAUAUGAAAACCAUCGGACCUUGUCAUGCUCCACUCCCUCGGACGUCACUGCCGGGGCCAUCACUAUGGCUGAUUGGGAGUACGUCUUGAGCGAUAUGGACCGCGGCUAUUCGAAUAUUUUCACCGGCAUCUACGGCGGUAGUGAAUGUGGCGAAGAUCCUGGUCCAUUCGCCUCGAUCACGGCUGAAUACGGCCGCAAGUCUCAUGACGCGACGCUCAGCAUUCCCGCUCCGUUAUCGAAUGACCUGCAUGAUUUGUCACCCGAAGCGUGGUCCGCCAGCAGUGGUGACUACUCUCUGACAAAUGAACACACCACACAAAGUGUACCAAGCUACUCUGGCGAGAGCAUGGCUAGUAACGAUGAUACCUUCACCUCCCUGGCUGAUGCCUCGGUGCGUCCUGAUGACAUGGGUCUUUUAGAUCCAUUCCAAGGACUGGCCAUGCCCGGCAAAGACGAGAUGGAUGAGUUUGGCCUAGUCAACGGCUGGGACCGACGGCUGGCCGUUUGA
Penicillium subrubescens is the source of this 2655-nucleotide messenger RNA. It is a transcript of the gene facB, whose product is annotated as C6 transcription factor FacB/Cat8. The record is from RefSeq and is a predicted model, not a curated record. The transcript has 3 exons. Gene Ontology annotation, biological process: regulation of DNA-templated transcription; DNA-templated transcription. NCBI's taxonomy places the organism in Eukaryota, Fungi, Ascomycota, Eurotiomycetes, Eurotiales, Aspergillaceae. Bases 1 to 2655 code for a protein of 884 amino acids. Gene Ontology annotation, molecular function: zinc ion binding; DNA binding; DNA-binding transcription factor activity, RNA polymerase II-specific.